Messenger RNA from Emiliania huxleyi CCMP1516, 325 nucleotides. RefSeq lists its product as hypothetical. The transcript has a single exon. The record is from RefSeq and is a predicted model, not a curated record. The annotation marks the transcript as partial. Gene Ontology annotation, cellular component: nucleus. NCBI's taxonomy places the organism in Eukaryota, Haptophyta, Isochrysidales, Noelaerhabdaceae. Gene Ontology annotation, molecular function: histone binding.
AUGAGCCUCGAGGCCACCAUCGCGCAAAAGACGGCUGGCACAGACGCGAGCGAGGUGCUGGAGCUGGUGCUGGAUGGUGUCAAAGCGAGCAAAGUGACGGGCCUGAACCAAUUCACCAAGCUCAAGGUGCUGCAGCUGAAUGGGUGCGGGCUCACCUCGCUCGAGGAGUUCCCCACCCUACCCAACCUGCAGCGGCUCGAGCUGGCAGACAACGCGCUCUCGGACGGGCUCGACCACCUGCAGGACGCGGCGCUCAUGCAUCUGAAGGUGCUCGUCCUGGCGGGAAACAAGUUUUCGUCGCUCCAGGGCCUCGAAUCUCUGGCGC